CCAUUUCUCUCUCUCUCGACAUUAAUGGUGACCUGGUUGGGUAGCUGAGCCUCGUUCGGCUGCGCUGGCCGCUCGCUCGCGCCGGAGAAGAGGACCGUGUCGCGAGCAUAAGCUAGCAUCCGUAGCCUCUUGGAGCGGAAGAAGAGAGGAAACCGGCCAGGCGGAGGAGUGGAGGAGAUGGGGGAGGGGAACGGGACGGCGUGGGCGGGGGCGCUGUCGCCGGCGGCGCGGUACGCGGAGACGGGAGGGGCGAGCCUCACAUGGGAGAACCUCACGGCCGUGCUGCCGGGCUCCGGCGGCCGUGCGACCAAGAAGCUCUUGCAGGGCCUCUACGGCUACGCGGUGCCCGGUAGAAUCGUCGCCAUCAUGGGGCCGUCCGGCUCCGGCAAGUCCACCCUCCUCGACUCCCUCUCAGGGAGGCUGGCGAGGAAUGUGCUCCAGACCGGCAAGGUGCUGCUCAACGGCAAGAAGAGGCGACUCGACUUUGGCGCCGUGGCAUACGUGACACAAGAGAACGUGUUGCUGGGCACACUGACCGUCCGGGAGACGGUGACCUACUCGGCGCUGCUACGGUUGCCAUCGAGUAUGUCCAAGGCGGAGGUGCGCCGCGUCGUCGACGACACACUCAACGAGAUGGGCCUCCGGGAGUGUGAGGACCGUCCCAUCGGCACAUGGCACCUCCGGGGCAUCAGUGGCGGCGAGAAGAAGCGGCUGUGCAUCGCGCUGGAGAUCCUCACCCGGCCGCGCCUCCUCUUCCUCGAUGAGCCCACCAGUGGGCUCGACAGUGCCUCCGCCUUCUCCGUCAUUGAGACGCUCCGCACACUCGCCAUCGAUGGCGGGCGAACCAUUAUCUCAUCGGUGCACCAACCCAGCAGUGAGGUCUUCGCUCUCUUUGAUGACCUCUGUCUCCUCUCCAGUGGUGAGACAGUCUACUUCGGAGACGCCAAGCUUGCACCACAGUUCUUCGCAGAAACCGGGUUCCCCUGCCCGAGCCGGAGGAACCCAUCUGAUCACUUCCUCCGGUGCGUUAAUUCUGACUUCGAUGAUGUCGCAACAGCCUUGAAAGGAUCCAUGAAGCUGCGAGCAGAGGCAGAUCUUGAUCCCCUGUUGAAGUACACAACUUCAGAAAUCCGAGAGCGCCUCGUGGACAAGUACAGGAUCUCGGACUAUGCCAUGAUGGUUAGGAGUACAAUACACGAGAUAAGCAAAAUAGAGGGUGUGUUGGAGGAGGUAGUGAAAGGCAGCCAAGCAACCUGGUUCAAGCAGCUGCGCACGCUAACGAAGCGGUCCUACACCAACAUGUACCGUGACUUCGGGUACUACAGGCUGCGCAUUAUCAUCUACGUCCUGAUGGCCAUCUGCCUCGGCACCAUCUACUAUGACGUUGGCAAUGGCUACACAGCCAUCCAGGCGCGCGCCUCAUGCGGUGGUUUUGUUUCCGGCUUCAUGACCUUCAUGUCCAUCGGCGGCUUCCCCUCCUUCAUCGAGGAGAUGAAGGUUUUCUCCCUCGAGCGACAGAACGGCCACUACGGCGUCGCCGCCUACAUCAUAUCCAACUUCCUCUCCUCCAUGCCGUUCCUGUUGACCAUGUCCUGGGCCAGCGCCUCCAUCACAUACUGGAUGGUGAAGUUCCGGCCAGGAUUCAGCUACUUUGCCUUCUUCGCCCUCAACCUCUACGGUGGUGUCUCCGUCAUCGAGAGCCUCAUGAUGAUCAUCUCUGCCCUGGUGCCCAACUUCCUCAUGGGCCUCAUCCUUGGCGCUGGCGUCAUUGGGAUCAUGAUGUUGACGUCUGGAUUCUUCCGGCUGCUCCCAGAACUUCCCAAGAUAUUCUGGAAAUACCCGGUGUCCUACAUUGUCUAUGGAUCGUGGGGUUUGAAGGGUGCAUACAAGAACGACCUUCUAGGGCUGGAGUUCGAGCCGAUGACGCCAGGGGGAGACAAGCUGACCGGCGAGUACAUCAUCACCAACAUGAUGGGGCUGAGCGUCAGCUACUCAAAGUGGCUUGACCUCGCCAUGAUCUUCAUCCUCCUCCUCGCCUACCGGAUCACCUUCUUCUUAGUCCUUAAGGUCAAGGAGGCUGCCGCGCCCUACAUCCGUGUCGCCUACACGCAGUUCACCGUCAAGCGCCUGGAGCGGCGAGCUUCCUUCAGGGAGUCGCUGGCCAUGACGUCGUUGUCCAAGCGGCACAACACGCCGCACCCCAUGGCCAUCCAGGAGGGGCUCAAUUCCCCUAUGCAGUACUGAUCAGUCGAUGCAAGUGGGAAGCAGAGAAAUUGGCCGGUAGUUGAUUUGGCCAUUACUUACAGCAAGAUGAUAGGCGUGCGUCUGUCACGAUUACUUGUGUAUGCGUUUCUUGUUCGUUUUGCUUGCAGCCCGCUGCAACCUGCAAGUCCAUAAAGAUACGGAUAGUGUAUUCUUUAAAAGUUUGGUUUUACUGUAAGAAGUCGCUGUAACCAAUACACAUACAAGAUAAUGUUACAUGUCCUGCUUGUU
Molecule: messenger RNA, 2493 nt
Organism: Lolium rigidum
Lineage: Eukaryota; Viridiplantae; Streptophyta; Magnoliopsida; Poales; Poaceae
Product: ABC transporter G family member 12-like
Exons: 8
Coding region: 178-2244 (688 amino acids)
Cellular component (GO): membrane
Molecular function (GO): ATP binding; ATP hydrolysis activity; ABC-type transporter activity
Source: RefSeq, a predicted model, not a curated record